GAGCCACCUCCCUAAUCACUACGUAAUGUGCCGUGCUGCUUCUAGCGGCGCUGGUGACAGUGCUGAAAGCUGUUGGGUAUGAAGUGAAAAAGAACAGAAUUUUUGUACCAUCUGCAACUGCUUCAAGUUCAGAUCACAACAAGGAAACUGAAGAUAAACCUCCCAGAAAAAGUUGCAACAUUGAAAACACGUGGGGGAAAAGGAUCACGUCAAGGAUUUAAAAAAACAAGAAGUAACCAAAUCCUGAAACGACCAAAGAAAACGCACAUCAGCCCAGCUGAAAUGCAGAAGAGAAGCAAUCCUAUGCCCAAGCAUAUUCUGAGAAGAUAACUGAUCUGAAACCAGAAGUUUGUGCCUACUCAACAGCUUUGACAAAGCACACGUCCCAACGCUGCUCCUAGCCCUCCUCAUCCUCACUGCACCGUCGGCUCACCACCAGGUGUGGAGUGGGCUGCUGUCUGCUAGUGUCCCCAUAGUUCCCCCCCAUCUUUCCUUCCCUCUUCUACUCCUUGUUUUCUUUGUAACCUUUUUUCUAAGCAGUUUUAUUGCACCUGCAAUUGCCUUUUGAGCGCUAGACUUUUUCCCUCCCUUUUUUUUUUUUUAACUUUAUGCAACUGUCUAGACCUUGUGCCAGAAACCUGUAAGAAGUGUGUGUGUUAAACUCGGUCUGUGUGUGAAGAGGUCUGCUAAAUCAUCAAGAUCCAAACAAUAAAAAGAUUCAAGACAACCACUGAAGACAUCCAGCAGUGUAUCAUUGGGUGGUUACAAAACAGUUGUUAACAGUCAAGCAAAACGUUCAAAAAAGUAAUCAAGUACUCAAGCAAGUUUGGUCCAAGUUAAUCGGAAAAUAUGGGCAGCCCCUGGAAAGGCUUUGUUGAAUUUACCUUGCCUGCGUCGCCACCCACCGCGUUUGUUAGUGCUGACCUGAGCAGCACACCCCCUGUCGGACUCAGCCUGUCACCAUAUGGCCGAUCCAUGAGUUUUGAUCCGGGCAUGCUUCAUAACAAUGGACACACUGCAUAUGCCAAUGGCACAGGGCCUGGUAUCAGAGAGACUGGUGUGGUGGAGAAGCUCUUGACUUCCUAUGGGUUUAUCCAGUGCUCCGAACGUCAAGCUCGUCUCUUCUUUCACUGCUCCCAGUACAAUGGUAACCUACAGGAGCUUAAAAUAGGAGAUGAUGUAGAGUUUGAGGUAUCCUCUGACAGGCGCACUGGCAAGCCCAUAGCAGUGAAGCUGCUUAAGAUAAAGCCAGAAGUGCUGCCAGAGGAGCGCAUCUCGGGCCAGGUGGGGCCAGACCUGCACGCCUAUCCCUUUACUGUGCUGCAUGGUUAUAUUCAUCCAGUCGUUUCAGCUAUCCCAAUGCAUUUGGAUGGAAAAUCUGCCCCUGGCCAGGUGCCCACUGGCAGUGUUUGUUAUGAAAGAAAUGGGGAAGUGUUCUAUCUGACUUAUACUCCUGAAGAUGUGGAGGGUAACAUCCACCUGGAGACAGGUGACAAAGUCAGCUUUUAUAUGGAGACCAACAAGCAUACUGGUGCAGUCAGUGCUCGCAAUAUUCAGCUUGUGAAGAAAAAGCAGUCGAGGUGUCAGGGUGUGGUGUGCGCUACAAAGGAGGCUUUUGGGUUUAUUGAGAGGGCAGAUGUGGUGAAGGAGAUCUUUUUCCACUACAGCGAGUUCAAAGGUGAUCUGGAAGCUCUUCAGGCUGGAGAUGAUGUUGAAUUUACCAUCAAAGACAGAAAUGGUAAGGAAGUAGCUACAGAUGUGAGGCUGCUCCCCCAGGGAACUGUCAUCUUUGAGGAUAUUAGCAUUGAGCAGUUUGAAGGCAGUGUUGUCAAAGUCAUUCCCAAGGUUCCCACCAAAAAUCAGAACGACCCCCUGCCUGGUCGCAUCAGUGCAAGGAUUGGUUUCACAGACAAGGAACUGCCUUUUGGAGAGAAGGACACAAAGUCCAAGGUGACACUUUUGGAGGGAGACCACAUUCAAUUUAACAUCUCCACUGAUCGCAGAGACAAACUAGAGAGGGCCACCAACAUUGAUGUACUCCCUGAUACCUUCAACUUCACCAAGGAGACACGUGAAAUGGGAGUCAUUGCAGCUAUACGUGAUGGCUUUGGUUUUAUCAAGUGUGUGGAUCGGGACGCCCGGAUGUUCUUUCACUUCAGUGAGGUCCUGGAGGAGAGCCAGCUUCAUAUCUCAGAUGAAGUGGAGUUCACUGUUGUGCCUGUAGGUCCUGUUAAUAAGCUUUUCACAAAAGAUAUGCUGUCAGCUCAGAGGAACCAUGCAGUGCGCAUUAAGAAACUUCCCAAAGGAACCGUGUCCUUCCAUACCCAGUCUGAGCAGCGCUUUGUAGGCGUGGUGGAAAAGGAAGUUGUUGCAGCCACCAACAAGAAUGCAAGUCCCACCAAGGGCAAGGAGAAGAAAAAAGACAAGGGAAAACUUGUAGAAAAGGAGGCUGAGGAAGGAGUGAUUGCAUAUGAAGACUGUGGAGUGAAGCUCACUGUGCCAUACCAUGUUAAAGAUCUGGAAGGAGGAAGCUUCCCUCAAGUUGGAGACAAGGUGGAGUUUUCGAUUAAUGAAGUGAAGCGAACUGGCCAACAGAGCGCUGUCUCCAUCAGGGUCCUUAACCGUAACUCCUCUAAUGCCAAGAGACUGCAUGGAUUUGUUGCCGCACUGAAAGAUAAUUUUGGCUUCAUUGAGACUGCAAAUCAUGACCAGGAAAUUUUCUUUCAUUACAGUGAAAUGUGUGGAGACCUGGAUAACUUGGAGCUGGGUGACACAGUGGAGUACACUCUUUCCAAAGGAAAAGGAAACAAAGUCAGUGCUGAGAAGGUUACCAAAGUGGCUGCAGUGAACAGUGCUGGUGAGGAUGUUGGUGCUGCAGUGAUGACAGGGAAAGUCCUUCGUCCCAUACGCAGUGUGGACCCCUCACAGACAGAGUAUCAGGGGCUCAUUGAAGUCAUAGAGGAAGGUGGGGGGAAAGGGCAGAAUUAUCCCUUUGGAAUUAUGGGGAUGACAAACAAGUCAGAUUGUCUGCAAAAAGGAGAAAUUGUGAAGUUCCAGGUUUGCACAGUCACCCAAACUGGCCAGAAGAUGGCCUGUAAUGUGGUCCCUCAGCGUAGAGCCGUGGUGGAGUGUGUCAAGGACCAGUUUGGUUUUAUAACAUAUGAAGUGGGUGAUAGCAAGAAGCUGUUCUUCCACGUCAAAGAAGUACAGGAUGGCCUAGAGCUCCAGACUGGGGAUGAGGUGGAAUUCUCAGUUGUUCUCAAUCAACGCACGGGGAAAUGUAGUGCUUGCAACGUGCGCAGAGUCAGUGAGGGGUCUAAACCAGUGGUGACGCCACGACCCGACCGUCUGGUGAACCGACUGAAGAGCAUCACUCUUGAUGAUGCCAGUGCUCCUCGUCUGGUUAUUGUAAGACAGCCCCGUGGUCCCGACAGUUCAAAGGGCUUCAGUGUGGAACGCAAGACUCGACAGCCUGGUGUCAUUGACUGAGCAAUACGUAGCCUGCCCUACAUGAUGUUGGUGGGAUGCUGUCCUUGAGGGCAACAGCAAGAGGAUAAGGGAAAGUGAUUUGACUUAUGCUUGUACACCAACUCAUCCACAAAAUAUAUAAACACAUGCAGUAAUUAGCAUGUGUAUUCUUUGCCCCCAAUGAUACCCAAGGGAACUUUUUUCAUUCCAGUGUUCCCUGCCUCCCAUGUAUGAUGUACUUUAUAGUUCCACACUGCAGUGUACAUGGGAUCUCUUGAGUGUGUGCGUGUGUGACGUAUCCUAGAGGUGAUUAGUGUGUAUUGGAGGUAUUUGUUUCUGAGGGUCUUUUCCCUCUAAAUCAGAGUGACGACUGUGUGGCUGGUUAUGUCCUGAUCUUUGAAUCUGCUUUGUCUGGAAUUCUGCACCUGUAAUCUGUCCAUUAGUUUGACUGGGUGGAUGAGUGUGAUUGUUGGCAUGUAUUUCAACCUUUGCUCCAUUUUUGUUCCUCAUGCUCUUUUUGCUUACGGAAACUUAAAACUAUUUCAUUAUCAAGUUUCCUCUACUGUAUGCUUUCCUACAAAAUGCAUAAAGCAAAGUUCCCUCCAUAAGGAGGAUCAUAUUUCUCAUAUGCGCGAGCUUAACUUGAGGAUUCUGAUUCUGCUCGUUUUUUUUGAGCAGUUUUAAAAUGCUUUACUGAAGAGCUGAAGUGAAAGCAUGGUGUGUAUGUUUUGUGUGUGUGUGAUGUAUCUGAAUGUAAAAGUAGUUACUCUGAUGGGAUUUACUUUUACCAGUCUAGAGCCUUGAGAUACCUUUUGGUAUUUAUAUGCUUCACUUGAGCAAUUUUCCCAGGUGCAGAAUUCCUUGUGGCAUCUCAUAACUACAGUUCUUUUAUACUUUUUUUUUCUCUUGUUGCACUUUUAUUUUUUAUUUUAAAAAUAUUUUGCUUUAUUUUUCCAUUUAAAGUUGAUCUGCUACUAUUGAAUAAGUCAGAAGGUGCCUAAAAACUACAAGCAAAAUGAUAUGAAACAAAAUAAUAAGUAGAUCCUCUUUUUUCCAGCCAAAAUAUUCAGAACAAACCAAGGGUGGCAGAUAUUUUUUCUUUUCCUUUUAUUUUCCCUCCCUU
Melanotaenia boesemani (Boeseman's rainbowfish) is the source of this 4591-nucleotide messenger RNA. RefSeq names its product cold shock domain containing E1, RNA-binding (gene csde1). The record is from RefSeq and is a predicted model, not a curated record. The transcript is spliced from 23 exons. Lineage: Eukaryota; Metazoa; Chordata; Actinopteri; Atheriniformes; Melanotaeniidae. Gene Ontology annotation, molecular function: nucleic acid binding. The coding region runs from base 850 to 3489 and encodes 879 amino acids.